Messenger RNA from Rhopilema esculentum, 2997 nucleotides. Its product is annotated as TM2 domain-containing protein 3. The record is from RefSeq and is a predicted model, not a curated record. Lineage: Eukaryota; Metazoa; Cnidaria; Scyphozoa; Rhizostomeae; Rhizostomatidae.
AUGGCGGGUCUAUCUCAAUUACAUUUCAAGGGACUGCUUGUUUUCAUUCUUUGUCCGUACAUCGUAAGACCAACUACUACUCCAUUAGGAAGCACGCAGUCAACUUUGGGGACCACGGUUUCCAGUCAAAUAUGCGAGAAUGACGCUUCAGCCAAUUGUUACAGCUUGCCACAAAGUUGUGCCAACUGCACUUUCAAUUCGUCCUGUGUGUACGGAGACGAAACAACAAUAAACUGCACAGCGAUGUUGUCUGUUGAUUGCAAGGGAGAGAGAAGCUAUGCAAAGAAUGUUACUUGUCAAUAUUGCUAUCAAUUACCAAAAGAGAUGUAUGUUUGCCAUGCAACUAAGACAUGCAAGGUGCCAACUAGUCCACAGCAAAGGAUGGUAGUAUAUUGUACUGUUAAAGAUAAUGUCUACUGUAUGGGUAAUCGACGUUUUCGAAAAUCUGUGCCUUGCAAUUGGUCGUCGGGAUACAGAUGGUCAACAGCAAUGCUCCUAAGUUUAAGUCUUGGUGGAUUUGGUGUUGAUAGGUUCUACCUGGGUCAUUGGAAAGCUGGACUUGGAAAAGUUUUCAGUUUUGGUGGUUUAGGAGUAUGGACACUAGUUGACAUAGUAUUGAUUGCAAUAGGCUACGUCGGUCCAGCCGACGGAUCGCUGUAUAUAUUUUGAGUUAUUUCAUUCUCUCCAUAUUUCGAAAUUUUGUGGCGUAUUUCUCACGUGUAAUUAGCUUUCAUGCCUUUGUGUGUCUGGUCAAAGUAAAGCAGCUGUAAAUAUUAUAGAGGUGCAGGUAUGAUGAAAUAGUCUUCAUAACUCGUUGAUAAUUUAGACUCUAUUUCUUCAUUGCAAAUCAAAAACAGGUUGUUGUACAGUUGGUUGUCAACAAAUGAAUGACACCUUCAACAACGAACCUUCGCUAGGCGUUAUGCAUGAAAAUUCUAUUGAUGUAAAUCGAGUCUGUGUUUUGUAAAGCUGGGUUUUGUUUCACUUUCUUCAUCUUCCACCUUUGAAUAAAUGUUGCUUCAUCCAUGGCUGCGAUUUCCCUUACCGUAAGCACCAUUUCCGCGUGCAGUCAGUCAAUCGAACGAGAGACGUAAACAAAACUCCCUCGUAGCGGGUUUGCUAUUUGUGGUAUCUCUUAGCCCAGCCUGUGUUCUAUUCUAGUUUCAAACUGAAUACGAUAAAGUACCAGCGUAAAAAGGGGAAGGUAUUUUAUUGUUCUUGGGCUAUAUUCAUUUUGCCAGAUAAUAAUUGACGUCUGCCAUCCAGAUAGAUCAUGUAAUUCCAUUCUGUUGUUCAAUGUCUGUGCGGCGAUUGUCUUUUCAAUAGAAGCACCAUACAUUGUGUUUGUACGCAAUCACAGAUGCCAUCGUUUUAUGUAUUCUGACGUUAAACAUUAGGCCGUCAACGAACUUAAGUUAAGCAAGGCGUGAUACCUUUACGCCCCUUUUUGUCCUGAGUCCUCGAUGAUACGUCACAAAGAUAACCAACUGCUACGUCACACGGCUUUUCGUAGGAUAGCAAAUUAGAAGCGACUUUAAAAGUAGAAGUCACAAUUUGUAUUUCAUUCUUUUCUUUUAACAUCGUGGUGGUGUGAGAUCAAUAGGCCCGAGCAAUGAGUGCUGCUGAAAAUUUGCGAAACCAAGCUAGGCCAUUUACUUCACAUAGAACCCAGUUUUGCCAAAAAGCAGACCACACUCCUGGGAUUGACAGCGAUAUUUUGACGAUUUCACUUCAAAUGGAAAGCAGAGCAAUAGACAGAGAAAGUCACUGCAUGCAAGGUAUCAACGUGGCUACAACUCAUGGACUUGAUUUAAGCGAACUGCGGAGUUUUGCGUUUGACACUGAGGCAGAAUUGAACGCUGGUGUAACCAAUGUGUUUUCAAAUGCCACACCCACUAAGGCGACAAGUUGUUCUGCAAUAGGAAGUGUUUCAUUGAGGCGAAAUGAUUUGUCAAGGUCAUUGCCAACUUUUGCUGCAUCAAAUAGCGAGUAUAAUGGAUUUCCAUCAGAAGUAGAUCCAUACGAACAGAGUACUUUCAGUGAUUUAGGAGACCCUGCAAGGCAAACCUUUAAUCGUAGCAUUUCAAACUGCCCAAGCCGAGGAUCCAGCUCAGAAUUUAGUGACCUUGAAGUCGACAAGGAUUUCAAAAGUCCAACUUUGACAUUUGAGAAAGAGCGUGCAUCUUUGCUUGCAGAGUUUGCUUUCAGUGAGCAAGUUCAAAGUGGGGGAUGUUCGGACGAGAAGAAGGUUUUCAAAACAAAGGAAAAGAGCCGGCUUGCUGCCAGGCUGUGCAGAAGAAAGAAAAAGGAGUACAUAAAAUGUCUUGAAGAGAGAGUUAGAUCACUUGAGGAGCAAAACAACACUCUCAUGGCUAAUUUGAAGUCAUUGACUCAAAAAUAUGGUAAUUCACUUUACUUUCCCUAAUAUUUUUGUUACUGCCAUUAUGAAGAAAGGUGGUAGAUUUUCUUUGUAGUAAUUCUUUUCCAUGUAAAUAACUUAUGUGCAGGCCACAUAGUUGUAAAUAUUCAGUGACAUAUUUAUUGUCAUACGAUGCACAUUGAGCAUAUUGUAAAAUGAUCUGAAAAUAUUUCAGGUCGAGAUAAACUAAUCGAAAAUUUCAGUUAAGUUGUAAAGUCAAUUUUGUUGGUUCAACCCCCUCUCCACUUCCUACGGAAAGUUUUUCUUGCGAAGAAUUGGGGAAAAGCUUUCCUCGGUACUUUUUUUGUACAAAGUCGUAUUCAUUUUGCACCAUCAAGCUUCCAUUUCUAAACGUAGUUUCUAAAAGUUUGUAAUCAUAUUACGCAAUUCAGGUGUUCAUAGUUAAUACUUCCUGUUGCUUUGCUAUAGAUAUUACUGUGCUUGUUGCAUACAACGAUUUUUGCUAUGCAAAUAUGCUUUGGGGUAUCUUUUGAAGUGUAAAUAUUUUUACAUAUAAAUUCAUACAUUCUUUGGUUGUAAUUAUAUUUGAAGUGUAAUAAUGAUGACAUGAUUAUGUA